Drosophila guanche is the source of this 6807-nucleotide messenger RNA. RefSeq names its product RNA-binding protein fusilli (gene fus). Gene Ontology annotation, biological process: regulation of RNA splicing. Lineage: Eukaryota; Metazoa; Arthropoda; Insecta; Diptera; Drosophilidae. The transcript has 10 exons. Gene Ontology annotation, cellular component: nucleoplasm; ribonucleoprotein complex. The record is from RefSeq and is a predicted model, not a curated record. Gene Ontology annotation, molecular function: mRNA binding. Bases 1104 to 4010 code for a protein of 968 amino acids.
CGUAGCGGGCGCUUCUUCGUCCGUCGCUCGUUUAUUACAAAUCGAAGAAACGCUGAGAUUCUUAAAUAUUCUAUGGUUUUCAGCCGAAUUAUUAUAAAUUAUAUCUGAAUAUUCUGUGCUGUCUAUCGCUUGGAUCACAGCGGACGCGACGGUUGCCUGAGUCGGAGUGCUGGACACACAUGCACGCAGGCACACAUUGAGACUCACUCACACACCUCUCCCGCUUCGGCCAAAAACUAGAAAAAAGACAACAGCUAAAAGUGGUAGUAACAGGCAAGAAGAAGAAGCAGCAGUAGUGGAGGCAAAAAGUGACUUGUUUUUUGUUUGCUUGUAUACGCCGACGUUGGCGUCAACGCUCCGUACCAUUACCGCUCUGUAUCCCCUUUGUCUAAUUGUUGGUAUUAAGAUCGCGGUCUAAGCAAGUGUACUAGUCUCUAGUUAAAGCUACUAGACGCCAGUGCAGUGAAGGCAUUGGCUGUUAACAAUAUAUCAAAAUACGAAACAAACAGCUAUACACACAGUUUUAUAUGUGUGAGCGUGUUGACGAGAAAAGAAAGUGCAAUAAAAACCAAAAAAUAUAAAAAAGGCAAUAAGUGCAAUAUGUAUACACCGUGUUGAAAAGAAAUAAGCAAAGAAAUCACAGUUAGGUCGCCGCGCUUCGAGAGAGAGAGAAAGAGAGAGAACCCGCUGUCACAGAGGGAGGACUUCUAAGAGAGAGAGCAAAAUAAGAUAUCAUUUACACACCGACCUGCUGCAUCAAGAAAUCCGAUUGAGAAGAGUUUCUGCUGCCAUAGGCACAGCCAAUGGCCGAGAAGCAGCAGUGAGAUGCAGUCCCGCUAAGCCAGCACAGUAAGAGAGUGCUCGCAGUUCGCUGGAAACACGGAACGCCAAACAACAAAGUACCGAACGCUGGAAUGUGGCCAAAUCAUCAUUAUAAUCAUCAUCAGAAGCAGCAGCCGCAUCAGCAGCAGCAGCAUCAAUAGUCCAAUCGAUCUCGGCAAAGUCAAUUAAGCCAUCAUCAAGCAUCAUCCCCAUAAGCAUCAGCAUCAAAAUCAACUCCAGCUCCUGAUCCAGAUCCAGCUCCAGCGAGACAGAAAUAUAAGAUGCAGGUGCCCGAUCACGUUGUCUCUCUGUACAUCGCCACCUGCGGCCAGAAUGGACCCGGACUCGGAUCGGACGAGAAGGAGAUCAUACUGCUCGUCUUCGUUCUGCUGGAGGUCGCCACGGGUCAGAUCAUCGGCACCAAACAAAUACUCGUCCGGCCCGAUGGCUACUUCAUCAAGGACCGCACCACUUCGAGCUCCUCGGACAACUCGAACGUUACCAGCAAUACGGCCUGCUCACCGCCGCUGUCCAUCGGCAUUGGCGCCAUCGAUGGCAGUAUCAAUACCAAUGCCAACAGCAGUGCCUCGAGCAGCAUCGGCAGUGGAACGGGGAACGGAAACAGCUCCGCAAACGGCAUCCUGGAGAACAGCAGCGAGCUGAUUCUGCCAAUAGCCGAGGCACAGGCAACAGGCAAGCCGCUCAACGAGGCCAUCGAAGAGUUUGAUGCCUACCUACGCUCUCUGUCGCUGCACGACACGGAGAUCCAGCUGAUUACAGAUGGCCAGCUGCCCCUGCGGCAGUGCCUGCACCGCGAGGCCUGCGCCAAGGACGUGGAACUUCCCGCUUACUAUAAUCGGUUCAGCGACCUGCGCAAAGAGUUCCUGCGCUACAAGUCCGGGGAUCUGUCGCGCGCCCUGGUCCCCGUCAAGGAUGUCAAAAAGAUGCUGCAAUCGCCCACGCUGCCCGUGCCCCAGUCCAUCGGAGAGAUGUUGAACGAGCUCAAUACGGCAUCGGUGGAGGACAACGAUUUUUACAUACGCGAAUCUCGCGACAUGGUCACUGUGAUCCAGACCCUCCUCCAGGCAGGCCACAAAUUCGCCUCAAACGAGCUGGUCACCCUGAUUCUGGAGCCUGGAAUUUGCUCAAUCGACGACGAGGUCGACGGCAACUGCAUCGUGCGCGCCCGAGGACUCCCCUGGCAGAGCAGCGACCAGGACAUUGCCAAGUUCUUCCGCGGCCUCAACGUAGCCAAGGGCGGCGUCGCUCUUUGUUUGUCCCCUCUGGGCAGACGUAACGGCGAGGCCCUGAUCCGCUUCGUCUCCCAGGAGCAUCGCGACAUGGCGCUGAAGCGGCACAAGCACCACAUCGGGGCCAGGUACAUCGAGGUGUACCGAGCCUCGGGAGAGGACUUUCUGGCCAUUGCCGGUGGCGCAUCCAACGAGGCGCAGGCCUUCCUUUCCAAGGGGGCCCAGGUGAUCAUCCGAAUGCGGGGACUGCCCUACGACUGCACGGCCAAGCAAGUGCUGGACUUCUUUACGACUGGAGAGGCGCCCUGCCACGUGCUGGAUGCGAAUGAGGGGGUUCUGUUUGUGAAAAAGCCGGACGGAAGGGCCACAGGAGACGCCUUCGUGCUGUUCGCCAACGAGGGGGAUGCCCCGAAGGCGCUGGGGCGGCACCGCGAGUCCAUUGGGCAGCGAUACAUAGAGCUCUUUCGCUCGACCACCGCCGAGGUGCAGCAGGUCCUCAACCGCUCCAUGGACCCCAAGACAUUCGAGAGCAGCAGCCACAGCCAGCCGCCGUUGAUCGCCCAGCUGCCCACCAUGCAGCUGCCCCUACUGCCCCAGGUGGGUGUCGUCACCCAUGGCCACGCCCAUGCCCCGGUCCCAGUCCCGGUCCCAGCUAACCUGUGCCCACAUCCCCAUCCCCCACAGCACCUUAUCACCUCGGGAACGACAAAGAACUGCAUCAGGCUGCGCGGCCUACCCUACGAGGCCAUGGUGGAGCACAUCCUCCACUUCUUGGACGACUUUGCCAAGCACAUCAUCUACCAGGGUGUGCACAUGGUGAUCAAUGCGCAGGGCCAGCCCAGCGGCGAGGCCUUCAUCCAGAUGGACUCGGAGGACUCCGCGCGGCUGUGCGCCCAGCGCAAGCACAAUCAGUUCAUGGUCUUCGGCAAGAAAUUCCGUUACAUCGAGGUGUUCCAGUGCUCCGGCGACGACAUGAACAUGGUCCUCAACGGCGGCUUGGCCUCGCCCGUCGCCCAGGCGCCGGCCCACCACGGGCACGCCCACAAGCAGCCCUCGCUGCUAUCCACGGGUAUGUUAGCUCAGUCGCCGCCGACCCCAGCCGGCGCCCAGUCGGCACUCUCCGGCUCCCACUCACACACACACUCGCACGCACACUCGCAUUCGCACGCUCAGGGCCACGCCCCCGCUCACCAUGGCCUGCCCACCACCCCAGCCCUCCUGACGCCACUGAGCUCCACCUCAGCAGCUGCUGCGUCCGCCAGCGGACUGGCCUCUUUCAUGGCCUCCCAGCCGUCGGCCGCAGCCGCCGCUGCCGCCCACUCUUCGCUGCAGAACGCAGCCGUGGCCUUGGGUUCCCUCUCGGGCCAGGCUCCACCCGGCUACCCACUUAAUUUCUCGCUGCCGCCGCCCUCCUCCCAGGCGGCCGCCAGCCCCGCCCUUCUAGCCCAGCAACAGGCGCAGUUCAUAGCCCAGCAGAGCCUUUUGGUGCGCCAGCAGGCCGCCGCAGCUCUUGCAGCCGAACAGCAGCAGCAACAGCAGCAGCAGCUGUAUGCUAACGCUAUGCUUCAAUCGCACCCCCUUUACCUGCAGCAGCACCAGCAGCAGCAGCAGCAGCAGCUCUACGCCAACGCUAUGCUGCAAUCCGGCCAGCCCCAGUUCGUUCUCAUGCAGCGGCCCUACAUGCCACACUUUCCCCUUGGCUACAUGCAGGCCGGAGCGGCCGGGAAUGCAUCCACCUCAGCCCUGGCUCUCGCACAGGCACAGGCACAGGCCCAGGCCCAGGCUCAAGCGCAGGCGCAGCCGGCGUCGAUAAAGCGGUCGUACGAAAACGCCUUCCAGCAGGACGCAGCCGGAGCGGCGGCAGCAGCCAGCGCGGCCAAGCGGGCACUCACCCGCACGCCCAGUAGUGUCUACUCGUAUUACAAUCCUGGCAUUUGAGCCUGGAUUCAAGUCUCCGCUUACAAGUCGAUUGAGAGACAUCUCCAGCACUUCGUGCACAUUCCGCUCCGAUCCAAUCCGUUUUGCAAUGCAUAGUGAGUGGCGGCGGAGUGCUUUAUAAACAUAAACAAACAUAGACAUAAACACACAUCUAUCCACGAUCCACGAUCCACGCAUAUCAUGUUCCAUCAUGGCAACCCACAGCGACACACUCAUGCAUACCAGACAUAAUUUAGAGCUUAAUUUUAUAGCGAAUCGAUUUCGCUCCAGGAUUGGAACGGAAUGGAACGGGAGUAGCCCUAAGUACUUAAGUACUCUUCUUGUAUGGAGUACUCGUAGCAGCCUAAGCAUUCCUGUCUUUGGUCUAAGCAUAUACAUAUACAUAUACAUAUACAUAAUAUCGAUAGCAGACACGCGCACACACACACAUACAUAUGUACACAUAAUGUUGCACUGUUACUCACUCACACGCAUUUGAACACCCGCUAACAGAGGAUCCAAAAGAUCCCAAAAUUAUUUGCUCACUUUUGUUCCGCAUUCGGACGCUUGGUGUCUGUGUGUGUUUGCGUGUGUGUGUGUGGCGUGUGUGUGUUCGACAUUGUGGGAUCUGGGACGAAGAGAUCCUUUCCCCCUAUCCGAUUCGAAGGCAAUCAACAGAGGCUAAUGUCAUUCGUGGAGGAAGUGCGGCAUGGCCUGGGCCUUGCCCACGCCCAAGCCAUCGCCCAAUCAGUGCAAUCUAAUUUUAAUGUCUACUUCAGUCCACACUCGCACUCAUUCCACGAACGGCGUCAGGUGUUGGCUCAUGCGCUCAAAGUUAAGGAAAUUUAGAAAGAAAUUCUGUAAGACAAUAUAUUUGGAAUGUCCAUAAUACACGAUACACGCCUAGACAUAAGAUCGUACCACUUGUAAUAUUGGUUGGCAUUAAUUUUAAUCAGUCCGAAAUCCUUUCCUGUGUCUUUCGUUAUCUGAUCCGAGGCAGACCUUUUUUGUCUCUCUCAACGAAAAGCUAACCCCAGAUCAAACCCCAAUCCAAUCCACCCACUGACGUGCGUUCAAUAGUCGUUUAAUAUUCUCAUUGUGUUUUUGAAUUUGAUAUCGUGUGUACACACAUUGUAUAUUUAGCAUAAUCUAGAUCUAGAUGGUGUAGCUCUUAAGUGUGCGUAACUGGUGUUAGUCGCAAACGGGAAAUAUUUAUAUCACUGUCAAUAUAUUUUUCUGUGUGUUCUCCCCCUCUCCCACUUCCUGUCUCUUCCUCUCUCUCACUGUCAUUACUAAUUUAGUUAUUAGUCCAUGGAGGGAUCUACAUUCAUACAUACAUAUGUAGUCCUAGACCUAAGACCUGCUUAUCGUACGUUCGGGCGCUUUAGUGUCUAGUGUGUCUGGUCUAUGUACAUGAUAACGGUAACUGGUGUCUUGGGCUUUCAACCAAAUACACAAACACCCGUGCUUAUACUUAUGAGUAUAAGUACAAGGCGAUCGAAGAACGCAGAAUGUGGAAAUCCUUAUCCAUUUCAGCGCUCCCUCCUUUUUACUCCCUCUUCCAUACUAUCUCUCACACUAUCCUGGUACUGCUCCUGCUGCGUCUAACAUUCAGUUUCGUAUUGCUAAGAGGGGCAUAACGAAAGAAAGGCACGGGAAAGACUUGCCUAGCUUUUAAUCCUUAGCCUAAUUUAACCUUUAGCCUUUAGUAGUUUUUAUGCGAGUGCGAGUACGUGGCAAUCGUGGGGUUUGGGUUGGCAGAUCCUCCUCCAGCGGCCACUUUAAAGAUCUAAACCAGAUAAAAAUCCAAUUAUCUACUUAACUAGUUCGUACGCACAGCAACGUUUUUAUUGUGUAACACAUUUUAAGAUUUUGAUAUUCCAACUUUUUACCAUUAGCUCUUAGUGAUGAUCAAUCUUUGAUUAUUUUUUUUAUUUUACAUCAAUAAAAUAUCAACAUACCGCCUAAAAACUAUCAACGCUCGCUCUCUCUCUCUACUACACACUUUCUUUCACCCGGCCCCUCUAUCCCUUUCCCUCGUUCGUUGAUUAAGUGUAGAGGAUCGACCCCCCCCCCACACUAAUACCUACAGAAAUCCGCCUUUCCACACAAGAAUUACCUACUAAUCAAAGUGAAUUUUUUUUCUACGGGAUACAUUAGAUAACUUUUAUUACCUGUAGCCGUACUAUUCCCUAUAUCCCACCCACUAUAUCCCUCCCCCACUCAUAUAUGUACAUGUAACUGGGGUAUCGGGCUUGGGCUUAGCUUUAGACUCGAUCGCGUUUUCAGCGUUGCUGCUCCGCCCCGGAGCGGUUGGAGUUGGAACGACGGAGAUGGAAGCGGCAUUGGAAGUUUGUUUUGGGCUCUGUUUCCGUUUCCGUUUCCGUUUCGGUUUCUGUUUUGGUAAUACUCUCGUAACCCUAAGUGGAAUGUCCAUCAUGAACGUACCUAGUCAUAGACGCAUCUUGUAUGUAACUCUGUCCUCUGCCAGGCUGGCAGUUCUUCGGGUGCAUAAUCAAAUUUUAUUUCUAAAGGUUGGUGCUUGGAUUAAACAAAACAAAUCGAAACAAAGAAACUCAAAAUUCAAAACAACAAACUCAAAAAAUCGGCAAAUGUCUAAACUUACUCGUAUGUGCGCAAAUGUUUCAUGGUCUCUGGGUGAGGUGGUAAGAAUACCGAUACAAAUACAAUACCAAAUAUAUAUGUAUGUCUCUCCUACCAUUUGCAAUGUCUAAACGGUGAGUGUUUUGAAUCCAAUUUUACCUCUACUAAUCCCAACAUAAUUACUUGUACUAAGAUGAGGUCACACACUAACCCA